Molecule: messenger RNA, 730 nt
Organism: Castor canadensis (American beaver)
Lineage: Eukaryota; Metazoa; Chordata; Mammalia; Rodentia; Castoridae
Gene: Bex4
Product: brain expressed X-linked 4
Cellular component (GO): cytoplasm; nucleus
Source: RefSeq, a predicted model, not a curated record
UCGCUCCCUCUACCAGAGGCAGCUGCACCUGCUCUGGGGGCCCAAGGAGCGCGCGGGCCAGGGGCGGCCCCAGAGAGGAGGAGGCGGGCGAGGAGCGGAUCUGCCAGGCCGUGUCGCGGCGGCGUCUCGCGGCGAGAAUCAGGAGGAGGAGGAGAGGCAAGGAUAGGCCCAGGAGUAAUGGAGUCCAAACAGAAACAAGCACUUAAAAAUCUCAAAGUGGAAAAUGCUCAACAGGAAAGCGAAGGAGAGGAGCAGGCCUCUAUUCAGAGUGAAGAGGAAUCCCGCCACUUGGGAGGGGCUAAAGGCCAGAAGCCUGGAGGAAAUGUCAAGCUCGGGCGAGUCAGGCGACUUGUCCCUAAUUUUCGAUGGGGCAUAUCUAGUAGGCAUAUUGAUCGCAAUGAAGUGGGAGAUGAUGUAGAAAAGUUUGUUGGGCAGAUGAUGGAAAUCAAAAGAAAGAGUAGGGAGCAGCAGAUGAGGCAUUACAGGCGCUUCCAAACCCCUGAACCUGACAAUCAUUAUGACUUUUGCCUCAUACCUUGAAACUAAGAUUUUUCCCUGAGGCUCCAAAUGUGGCCACUGCUUUACAAGCUUGCAUUUUUGUAAAACAUUUGGUGUAUCUAUAUUAAUUUCUGGUUGAAUAUUUUGCUUCAAUUUAAAAGAAGUUUCUGCAUGGCCGUUCAACCUGUUUUAGAAAAAAAUGCUUUUCAUAGUUUGAAAUUAAUAAAGGAAU